CAUAACGGGCAGCGCGCAAUCCGGGGCGGCUUCUCCAGAGCGCAGGCUGGGUCCGACGCGCCCGGGGAGCCCAGAGCACCCUACAGGCUGAGUGCAGGACGCGCCCCCCAGCACAGCCACCCCACGGCCCCUGGAUGAGGCUUCCCGGCGUCCGCUCGGUGCCCGCAGCGCCGCGCCGGAGGUCCGCCCGCUGAGGCGCGGCCGGUGCGCCGGCAGCCAGUGCGCUCACCUGCCAGCCUGCGCGCCAUGGGGCAGCCCGGGAACCGCAGCGUCUUCUUGCUGGCGCCCAACGGAAGCCACGCGCCGGACCAGGACGGCACGCAGGAACGAAACGACGCGUGGGUGGUGGGCAUGGGCAUCGUCAUGUCGCUCAUCGUCCUGGCCAUCGUGUUUGGAAACGUGCUGGUCAUCACGGCCAUCGCCAGAUUCGAGCGUCUGCAGACGGUCACCAACUACUUCAUCACCUCCCUGGCCUGUGCUGACCUGGUCAUGGGCCUGGCGGUGGUGCCCUUUGGGGCCAGCCACAUCCUCAUGAAAAUGUGGACCUUUGGCAACUUCUGGUGUGAGUUUUGGACUUCCAUUGACGUGCUGUGUGUCACGGCCAGCAUUGAGACCCUGUGCGUGAUCGCCGUGGAUCGCUACUUUGCUAUCACGUCGCCCUUCAAGUACCAGAGCCUGCUGACCAAGAAUAAGGCCCGGGUGGUCAUUUUGAUGGUGUGGAUCGUGUCGGGGCUUACCUCCUUCUUGCCCAUCCAGAUGCACUGGUACCGGGCCACCCACCAGGAAGCCAUCAACUGCUAUGCCAAGGAGACCUGCUGUGACUUCUUCACGAACCAAGCUUAUGCCAUCGCCUCCUCCAUUGUGUCCUUCUACCUACCCCUGGUGGUCAUGGUCUUCGUCUACUCCAGGGUCUUUCAGGUGGCCCAAAGGCAGCUCCAGAAGAUCGACAAAUCUGAGGGCCGCUUCCACGCCCAAAAUCUCAGCCAAGUGGAGCAGGAUGGGCGGAGCGGGCAUGGACACCGCAGGGCCUCCAAGUUCUGCUUGAAGGAGCACAAGGCCUUGAAGACUUUGGGCAUCAUCAUGGGCACGUUCACCCUGUGCUGGCUACCCUUCUUCAUCGUCAACAUAGUGCACGUGAUCCAGGAUAACCUCAUCCCUAAGGAAGUUUACAUCCUCCUAAACUGGGUGGGCUACGUCAACUCUGCUUUCAAUCCCCUUAUCUAUUGCCGGAGCCCAGACUUCAGGAUUGCCUUCCAGGAGCUUCUGUGCCUGCGCAGGUCUUCUCUGAAGGCCUAUGGGAAUGGCUACUCCAACAACAGUAACAGCAGAACAGACUAUGCCGGGGAACACAGCGGAGGUCCCCUGGGGCAGGAGAAAGACAGCGAAGUGCUGUGUGAGGACCCCCCAGGCACGGAAAACCUUGCAAACCGUCAAGGUACUGUGCCUAACGAUAGCAUUGAUUCACAAGGGCAGAACGGUAGCACAAACGACUCACUGUUGUAAGGCGGGUUUUUCUACGUUUUAUGACCCCCCCCCCCCCCCAGCCAAACACUAAACAGACUAUUUAACUUGAGUGUAAUAAACUUAGAAUAAAAUUGUAUAGAGAUGUGCAGGAGGAAGGACAGCCUUCUGCCUUUUUUUUUUAUUAUUAUUAUUUUUUUAAGCUGUAACAAAGAGAAAACACAUUCGAGUGAUUGUUUCUUGUCCAGUUCAGUUCCUUUUUGCAUGGAACGUGUUAAGUUUGUGUCUGAAGGGCUUCGGUCCCAGAGGACCUGGGGCUGCUCUGUUUUGAUGACUUUUCCGUGGAUCUACCUCAUUGGUCAAGUAUUAGGGGUAAUAUAUAUUGCUGCUGGUAAUUUGUAUCCGAAGGAGUCCUUCCUUCCUGCACCCUUGCACUGGAGGAUCUUGAGUAUUUCGGACCUUUCAGCUGUGAACGUGGACUCUCCCCGCUCCUCUUAUUUGCUCAAACAGGGUGUCGUAGGCAGAGAUUGGAGGGGCAGGCUUCAGUUGUUUUCCUGAGCAAAGUCUAAAGUUUACAGUAAAUAAAUUGUUUGACCAUGACUUCAUUGCACCUGUUUCUCCAAAAACCCUUGACUGGAGUGUGGUCGCCUCCCCCGCUGGAAACCGCAGGUAACUAUUUGUAAUAACUGCCCAGGGACUUAAUAUGGAAUGAUACGAGAAUGGCAUGCACUGAUUGCUUAACCCUUUCUUUUGCCUUUGAAUCUGCCGCUGCAAACCUGUAGCCCUCCCAGUGCCAGCUCGUCAAAGCAGUUCUCCCUGCUGACAGCAUAGCUUGUCUCGCUGGUCCUAUGGUGAUCAUUCUGUGUUGUUACAUCAGAAACACUGACUCAUAGAAACCGAGUUACGGACAUCUGUUUCGUCCCUCCGUGCACCCUCACCACCCACCUUCCAGUUCCAGUAGCUGCUUAUGUUAUGUAUUCGCUGCAUCUCAUAGGGGAGGUGUUUGUACUGCAUCGGGGUUUGGCAUUUUAAAGAUAAAGGAGGGAGUUCUUAG
Prionailurus viverrinus (fishing cat) is the source of this 2515-nucleotide messenger RNA. RefSeq names its product adrenoceptor beta 2 (gene ADRB2). Gene Ontology annotation, molecular function: norepinephrine binding; beta2-adrenergic receptor activity. Lineage: Eukaryota; Metazoa; Chordata; Mammalia; Carnivora; Felidae. Bases 247 to 1503 code for a protein of 418 amino acids. The record is from RefSeq and is a predicted model, not a curated record. The transcript has a single exon. Gene Ontology annotation, biological process: negative regulation of smooth muscle contraction; norepinephrine-epinephrine-mediated vasodilation involved in regulation of systemic arterial blood pressure; adenylate cyclase-activating adrenergic receptor signaling pathway. Gene Ontology annotation, cellular component: membrane.